Molecule: messenger RNA, 4177 nt
Organism: Amphimedon queenslandica
Lineage: Eukaryota; Metazoa; Porifera; Demospongiae; Haplosclerida; Niphatidae
Exons: 4
Coding region: 149-3973 (1274 amino acids)
Cellular component (GO): nucleus
Molecular function (GO): sequence-specific DNA binding
Source: RefSeq, a predicted model, not a curated record
AUUAGUUUUGAGCGUGCGCAGUAAGUGAUUGGGUGGAGUCCUUGGUACCGGAUCAAAGGAGACACAGUCUCUGUUUACUGAACAAAGACAUAAAUAACAGCUAGAUUGACUGAGAUACUUUUGCUGCCUCAUACAGUGGAAUACCAUCAUGUCAUCAACGAACCAAGAAAUAGAGCAGAAAGAUGCAAAUGAAGUGGAGCCUAGUGAAGAACCUGCCACACCCCUCUCAUCAGAUAAAGAGAAGAUUAUUGAAUUUGCCGAUUUAUAUUCGAUAGAUUUAGCAUGCGAGAGAUUUGGAGUUACUAAAACUGUCCUCAGAGGAUGGUUGAAGCAAAGGAACAUUCCAAUCAAACCAGUCUACAACUCCCCGGGUCAAGGGAGAAAGAUCUCUUACUCAAGGGAACUCGACGGUCAAAUAGCGGACCACGUGAGGUCCUUACUGGAGGCUGGGGAGAGAGUCUCUGUUCAUGACGUUUGCACUUAUGCUCGUAAGCUGAUUCAAGAGGAGAACCCUGAGUUUACAGCAUCAACCGGAUGGGCUCAACGUUUUCUCGUCCGUAAUAACAUUGACCUCAGCUUUCAGUUGAGGAAGUUGAUACCAUCAAACAGGCAGACUGGUAGUAAUGGCAGCCUUGUCUCGUCGACCCCCGACAACAGAGGAAGACCUUUAUCAUAUCCGGCCCAACUGGACAACAGCAUUGCUGACUGGGUGAGACAGAGAACUGCCAAAGGAGACACCGUUACUAACUCUGAGCUAAGGAAGCACGCCAAGGAAGUGAUCAGUAAAGAGAAUGCCAGUUUCACUGGGUCUGCCAGCUGGUCCCAGAACUUCUUAUUGCGACACAGACUGAGUCUCCAACCAACCACGCCGACUAAGAACGAAGAGAGAGAGACCACACCUCCUAGAGAAGAGGAGGGGCAAUCAGGACCUGGUCUGUUAGGAGGAGGAGGAGGAGCUGCUGUUGAUGAAACUGUAUCGAAUACACUGGCACUGUUGACAAGUGAGGGGUUACCAGGUGUAGUUGAAUCAUCGUUAUCUCAAGGAUCUGGCAUAUCAUUGUCUGAUCUCACUAACGAGUCCAUUAUAGUUGAUUUAUUAAAUAAUAAUAAUCAUGACUCGGCUACUAAUUAUUCACAACCGUCACUCGAUUCUUCAUCAGGUUUCAUAACUCUGGGACAGCAUCUCUCUGAUCUUGUUAGUUCUGUCAAUACAUCGACCAAUCAGAAUACACUUGAACUAGCCACACCUACUCCAGCAGCCAGUGCUUCAAAGUCCCAUAGUAGCUCCCCUGGGGAUGUGAUUGGUUCAGGGACACGCCCACUGUCUUAUACUAAAGAGACAGACCAGCAGCUGGCUGACUGGGUCAAGGGGAAACAAGCAACUGGAGAAAAGGUGACGUUUGCCUCACUGAGGUCUCACGCUAGGAAAAUAGUUUCAUCAGAAAACCCAAAUUUCAGUGCCUCGGUGGGUUGGGUCACCCCUUUCCUGCUCCGACAUAAUCUUGACCUGAAAAUUAACAACAGGAAAAUGAAGUCAACUAGAAAGACAAGUCAACCUCGCAAGCUCUCACCUAAAGACGAGCAGAGCCUUGACGAGACUGUACUGGAGGGAUUAGGGGAGCAAGGGCUCACUGACACACCCUCUCAAUUGACCAAUCAGAAUACAGACGACCCUUCACAACAGGAAGAGGUUGUCAUGGUAACUGAAGUUAAUGAAGAGAAGGUUACUCCAAAAGGUAAAGUGAAGAAAGGAUCUCGUUCAAGACACACUCUAGCAGAGAAACUGGAGGUGGUCCGAUUAAUGAGAGAGUAUAAUCUGGCAGGGCACUACGUGAGCAGGUUAUUGGGAAUAGCUACUUCAACGCUGUCAGGCUGGGUCAAACUAGUGGAUCAAAAAGGGACAGAACUUGAAACUCUCUCUACCAACAGGAAGAGAUCAAAUAGAGCAGGACAGGGCAGGCCUUUGACUUAUUCCAGAGAGAAAGACGACAUGAUAGCUGACUGGGUGAGACAGCAACAGGAUGGUGGUGUUCCAGUAACUGCUAGUGAUCUGUCGGCCUAUGCUAGUUCUUUGAUUGGAGAAGAGAACAACACUUUUGUGGCUUCAGUUGGUUGGAGGCACAAGUUCCUUCAGAGACACAACAUUCAAUUGCAGCAACUUCAUUCUUCAUACAAACCAGACCAGACCACCACUGACUCCCUCUGUGUCCCCAUUCCAGUCCAAACUGAAGAGGUGAUCUGUACUGAUGAGUUCUCCAUUGAAAUGAAUGACAAGCCGCUUCCUAGCGAGGUACUGACAGAGCUCCUGGCAUGGGCAAGGGCUAGGAUCAGUGAUAAUGGGAGUCUCUCAGUACAAGAAUUUUGUUCCCACAGUGAAGAGGUCAUACUACCAAUGGACCCAUUGUUUGUAGCCACUCUUGGCUGGGCCUUUAGGAUCCUUCACACCAAUGGAGUGUUCCUUGAUCCUAAACCAACCACCAUUGAGCUUGGAGGAAGGAAGAGGAGUAGUGGCCAUGAUGACAACAAUGAUCCUAACUCGAUCAAGAAACCUUGUACUGAGCCUGUCUCUGAUCCUGUCACUGGAUCACCUCCUCCUCCGGUCACUGGAGGCACUUUAUGUCAGGCACUCCUCUCUCUCUCUCAAGGACAGGAGGAACCUGUUGUCAUGGAAACACAAGCUCCACCUACUCAAAGUGACCCACCCUCUCUCCCUCCUCCUACUGCUAAGAAUUAUUUUGGUAAAUUAGCACGUGAAUUCACGUCAGAAGAGAAAGAGGAGGUGGUCCGAUAUGCCAAUGCCACUACACUGCAAAAGGCAGCAUUGAGAUAUGGAGUGGCAGCUCCUACAGUUUGGAGGUGGAGAAUGGAACUCAAACUACAUCAACCAAAAUACACCACAAACCAGAAGAAAUAUAUCGUCAAGUUUGCUGAAACCAAUUCACUGAAAGAAGCAGCUCAAAGGUUCGGAAUAACAACCAAGACAGUUCAGAACUGGAGGAGGAGCCUUCAACUUGACGGGACAUUGAGUGACGUUGAAAUAGCAGCAAUAGCCCCACCCAUAAUGAUUGGAACAGAGGGGGAGGGGCUAACCACACCCACCAGUAAUGGACUCAUAACUGAGGAAGUGAUUCCAUUGGAUAAUUCUCAUUUUCAGUUUGUAGUUGAUGGAGGAGAAGUGGCUGAAGCAACCCGACCUCAAGUGGGUGUGUCUAACAAUACCAACUCCUCUUCACUGGAGGUGGUGCAGGUACAGGACGUGGGUAUGGAGUAUGACGUGGUCUCCUCUGAAGGUCAUGCAGCUAAACCAAGAUGCACUCCCGAGGAAAAGAACCACAUACUGCAGUAUGCACUGGAGCACACCAUCAGGGAAGCGUCAGUAAAAUAUGGAGUGAGUCCAGGGACACUGUACUACUGGAAGAAGAACCAUCUUUCUUUAGCUAACGGACCAGGGGGUAAGGCCAGCAGCAGCAAAGGGACUGGAGGAAAGAGUGAAGAUGCUACAGAGUCCAGUGCCAGUGGCAUUGAACCAACAGUUGUUAGUGUACCGAUGACAAUGGACAUAUUAGCUGGAGGAGGGCCAGGACUGACUCCCGAUCCAUUGCAAUCCUUAUCCAGUGAUGUACUGAUUGAUAGUAAUGUCCCAACUGCCAGUCUCAUAGCUGCCAUUACACAGACCCUCGCCUCAGCUACUCCUGAACAGCUCCAAAGCUUACAACAGAUCACUACCGACCUCAACCUCCUCCAAGCAGUCACCUCCAUAAUGAACACCAGUGAAGGAAGUGUUGUCAGUAGACCGGCCGAGGGACUGGGUGAGGGUAUUUCAUCUCCUACUGACGUCCUGGUAUCAUUCAACCCACUGACACGCUCAGGGACUGAUCCAACCAAUAGUGAAGCAGUUACCAUGGUAACAGAAGAAACUACAACUACUGAGAAAAAUAUUGAUGACAUGAACUCUCAAGAAACUGAAAACUGAAACACAUACACCUUGACAGUACACUAGUCCCUGCUAGCUCACAUUAAGUUGUCUUUUGCUAUCGUAAUGUUCAACACACACACACACUAGGUUAGGUUUCAUUAUACAUGCACAUGUGUUUAUGGAAGUAAUUGUACACGUACAUGUACGUUUAUUUGUCAAAAUUCAGAGUACUAGUGGCUUUUAUCUUUAAAAUUCCAUAAA